AUGUUGUUAGGUCUCCGUGUCAAUGGGUUAGCGGUUGUGGGUGACACAAACGUUAAGUAUGAGUUAGUGGAAGAACUAUUGGGGGUGCCUUUGGAACGAAGUGAUAGGAAGGGGCAAAGCCUUAGAACUAUCUGGCUAAAAAGAAUUCAUGGUGCUUUGAACUUGACCGAUGAGUCUCCCGAGGAACUCAAAAUUUAUAAAACUAGAAUUUAUAUAUUAUUGCUUUUUGCGGAUUUUUUAUUUUCUGAUACUAAUGGUAAUACUAUCCAUCUUCAAUUUUUACCAUUAUUAGAAGAUUUAAUUCAAAUAAGUAGAUAUAGUUGGGGCGUUGCUACCUUAGCGCAUCUAUACAAAAAUUUGUGUAGAUGCGCAAGGAAAAAUGUGCAUAAUUUUGCUGGUUGUGGCGUUUCGAUUCAAGCUUGGGGAUGGUCCAUAAUGCCCAUACUGGCGCCGAUCAACCCCAAUCCAUAUCACUUUCCAUAUGCAACCAAGUGGUCCGCGUAUGGGAUGAAUUACGAAAAAACCCCGCAUCAUUGUGUUCCUGGGUACCAGACGUUCUUCGAUCAUUUUGAGGAAGAUGAUUUUCUAUGGAGGCCCUAUCUUGAACUUGAAGAUGAGGAUCCAACUGAAAGCGACAUGUGGAGUUCUACAACAUUCAUAUUUUGUUUCACUUAUGUUGAAAUGCAUCAUUCAGAUAGGGUGAAACUCCAAUUCAGAAUUCAACAAGACAUUCCUGGUCCACCUACAUGCAUAGAGAGGUACCACAAGAGUACAACGAACGACCAAUGA
This is a messenger RNA of Lathyrus sativus (Indian pea), 789 nucleotides long. The record is from the annotation of a GenBank genome assembly. NCBI's taxonomy places the organism in Eukaryota, Viridiplantae, Streptophyta, Magnoliopsida, Fabales, Fabaceae.